Bipolaris victoriae FI3 is the source of this 2004-nucleotide messenger RNA. RefSeq lists its product as hypothetical. The record is from RefSeq and is a predicted model, not a curated record. The transcript has 2 exons. The coding region runs from base 1 to 2004 and encodes 667 amino acids. Lineage: Eukaryota; Fungi; Ascomycota; Dothideomycetes; Pleosporales; Pleosporaceae.
AUGAUCAAUAGUACGUCUUUUGGUCACUCGCCUACGAUCUCGAUUAGAAGCGGGUCAAACACAGUAGUAGAAGGCAAGAAGAAGCAUGGAGUGUUUGGCUUCAAGGCAAAGGACAAUGACCGCCCGAAAAGUUCGCAUGGGUCCCCCCUUCAACUAUCGCCUCUGCCUCCGCUUACCCCAGUGAAAGCUGCGCAGUUUCUGGGUGUCGAAUGCGGCGCUGUGAGGACUCGAAGCGGGUCACUGGGCAGUCGAGUUCAGGAUGUUUAUGAGUUCAACGGUCUGCUGGUACGAUCAAUUCCGGAGGACAAAAACUCUUCGACUCGACUGACCGAUCCUCAGGACUCUGCGAGCGAAAAGACUGAGUUCAUAGAGGAGGAUGUUGUCUCAGGACCAGUAACAUCCAAGUGCCUUUGGGCAGCCGGUAACAAGAAAGCGCAGCGGAUGUUUGGCAUAGCCUCAUCGCGUGGAUCUAGCAUCAAGCGUAGAGCUGAGCCAGAGCGUCACUUCACUGAGACGCCAGCGAUUUAUUCAAAGAAGGGAAAUCGAGUUGACUACAGCAGUGAGCCUGAUGUCCAUGCCCGCGCUCCUGCAAAGCCUCGAAAACGUCGUACGUGCAAGAAGGCCCCUAAAUCACUCGAUCGGAUGACGCCUAUCACGGAAAUAUCGUGUGACGAACUGCGUUCUUCCUAUCACGAUUCUGAACACAAUCCUGAGUUGGAACUCAUCUCGGAGUAUGAACGCGAUCCUUCAUACAGUAAUAGCCUACCGCAACGACCACCAACUCCGUUACCGCUCACGGUUAAUACCAGUUAUGAGUUGGAGGAAGAAGAUCUCUCACCGGUGGAUGCCAAUUCAGGAAAACAGGCUGUUGCUGGAGUAGAAGAAUCUGCACAAUAUUCCGAUCGCGAAGUUGGCGUCAACAAACCUAAGCCAGAGCCGUUGACAGUCAUAUACCUACACGGUCCUUUACAGUAUUUUGAGGACCGCCUUCUCGAUGUGACUGAAGCUCAUCUUGCGGCUCAGAAGAUGAAGAAUGACAUCAAUGAUGCUGCAAGAGUCUACCUGGAUGACAAAGGCUGUUGUUUGAGAGCCUCCCACAAAGCGAUGAAGAAGGAAUUUGUGGCGGUAAGGCCGAAUGUGCUCGUUGAGGAUUCUGACAACGACACAGAGUCUGCAAGCGACGAUGGCAAAAAACUAGUCUCUAUUCGUGGCAGUAUUGAUUUGGAAGAAGAUCCAAUCGUUGAUUUGGUCGAAUUGAUGACCUGCACACACAUCACCGCAAGUGUGAGGAAGCUUGUCGAUGUUCAACCCAAGAAGCCAAAGCCAACCACUCCGUCCAAAGGCCAGCCUACGCUCAAUCCGUCAAGCGGAGUAAAUUCACCCUUGAAGUCGACGUAUAUCUUCCAGCAUGACGAGAAAGCCAGUCCAUUCAAGGAACUCAUCUGCAACGUAAGCCCCACCCUCAAACGCAUCUAUCACCCAGCUAAACUCCCCAAACAGAUUCGUAGAACAAAAAAGAGCAGGAAUCUCUGCAACGAUUCCCGCAUCCUAGUCCAAAACUGGAUCUCCACAAACGACCACACCAAACAACGCCCCUUGUCUGACCGCCUCGACAUGGACGUCCUAUCCGACCAGCAAAUCCCGCCUGCUCCCUUCCCCAAAGAUAAUACUAGCAGUGUCUCUAUCACCAACUCCCCUCGAUCUCCGAGGAAAUCAUCAAAAGAAGACUAUUGCCUCCGAAACGGCCACAUCCUCCACCCAAUCAAACUCCCAUCUAUCCCCGACGAAGCCGCCAUCAACGCCCUUGAAGUCCGACCUCAUCUGCGCACCCACUCCAGGCGUAAGAUGCGCGUCCAUAUUCCGGUGUUUUGUGAUCGGUGCGGCGAGGAUGUGCGCGAGGAGCUGUGGGGGUGCGAUCUUGCGGCUUGUCGCAUGGUGGUGUGUAAGGGAUGUUCGGCGGAUAUGGAGGCGGAGUGGAUGGAAAGGGUGUGUGGGGGGGUGUGA